GUCUCUGCGUAAAUAGGGACAAAGUUUGAUAACAGAAAGUAUAUACAUUCAUAGAGUAUAAAGGAAAAUACAGUUUCAUGGUAAUUGAAGUUCCGAAACACCCCUGUAGAGGGCACAACCAAUACUGUUUAGACAAAAUGCAAACAAAUCAGGCAUACCAACUGUAUUAUGCACAAUCGUGCAUGUUCGGUACAAAUCGAUGAAUCUAGGAUUGCAAUGGGCCAAUCCGAACGUCGAGUUUAAACUUCAAAUUUUAUAACUGUCAGUUGGCUGAUUGGCGAGUCGGUUACGGUUGUUCGCCAUUGCCGAUACAAGCAGCGCGUUCACAGUUGUUUCACACCCUGUUCGUGUUUGGGUCGACGCUGCAAUAUCUUUAACGUCUUUUUAUCUCAACGCUGCUCGUCGUGAUCGUCCAAUUUUACAAGCUAUUUACUAAACGUGCCAUACGUUCCAUCAAUUUUUCAUUUUCCUUGGACCGUGUGGAAGUAACAAAAAUGGAUCGCAUCAAGGGCCGUAGGCGUAUCGGCGUCGACAACGUGCAAGAAAACAAUCCACGACAAGCAGUCGCCACUGCUAAAUUGGCGAUCAACCCUAAACCCGUAACUCGCACAGUCUUUGACGAUGUUGGUAAUCAAGCACCGCGGCCAAUCCUCGCCUCAAAGACAAACGCCCUGAACAAACCUACAAAACCGCAGCCUCUAGCCACGACUCGCACUGUCUUCGGCGCUGUUAAGAAAGAAAAAGAAUCUCUGCUGAAACCAGCAUUAAAGAAGCCAGUAGCAGUAUUAAAGAAACCAGUACCAGCCCCAAGUGCUGUCCAAGUGGCAGCUACCAAUGCUGGUGUACCAACCACAAAAGGGCAGAUAAAGAAAGUCAUGCCUGAUGCGCAAAUAAAACAACUAAUGCCAACUAUUCAAAACACUAAACUAGAUAUUGCAAAGGCAUUCAAUGCAGGGAAGAUCAUCGAACCCAUUUCCAGGUCCAAUGCCGUCCCCUACGGAAUACGUGACGUGGAUCUCGAAGACGACCCGCAACUUGUCUGUGAAUACAUCAAAGACAUCAUGCGAUAUUUAUUGGAUCUAGAAGAUAAGUAUCCGAUAGCGAAAAAUCAUCUCAAAGGUCUUAAAGUGACUGAAAAGCAUCGCGCAGUGCUCAUCGACUGGAUUGUUGAAGUCCUUGAUUCAUUCAAGUUGACAAAAGAGACACUAUACAUGAGUGUAUCUCUAAUUGAUCGCUACCUAGCUCUAAAUCAUCGCAUUACAAAAGACAAUUUGCAACUUGUUGGAAUUGUCGCCAUGUUUAUCGCGCAUAAAUACGAAGAGCUAAACAUCGUGGGUAUGGAUGAUUGGCUGUACAUCUGUGACGAUGCGUACAAAAGCAGCGAAAUACUCAGCAUGGAGAUGCAUAUGUUACACAAGAUGGACUUUUGUCUUGGUAGACCGACAGCGAUUACUUUCCUCCGACGUUAUCAUAAGGUAAUAAUGGCGUCGUUGCGUCAACAUGAGCUAGGCAAGUAUUUAAUUGAACUUGCGCUGAUUGAGUAUGACUUAUCCGCGGUGAAACCAAGCGUGCAUGCCGCUGCGGCGUGUUGCCUAGCUCAUUGGUUGGUUGAAAUGGACGGCGGUAAACCAGCCGAUAGCUGGUCGGAUAUUUUGAAGCACUAUUCAGGGUAUAAGUAUUCGGACAUUGCAUCUACAGUAAUGCGUUACGCCGUAAUGGCGCUGCGUGCAGAGACUGCUAAACAACAGGGUGUUCGUAAGCUGUACUCUGAUGAAAAGCGACAGCGCAUCGCUUUGGAUGAAGUGUUGCGGAGCGCUAGGCUGAAGGCGUUCGUCGCUGCGACUGCGCAAACAUAACCAGUUUUCAUUUUAUAUAUUUGUGUGCGUGGGUAUAUUGUAUAUUGUAUUUUUAUUUUAAAAAUGUAUAAGCGCCUUUUCUACCAUUAUUAUUGUCAUUAGGCAUAUUAUUAUUAAUAUCGAGAUACUCUAAUAGACUAAUUUUUCAAUAGAUAUUUUUGAAAAAUGA
Molecule: messenger RNA, 2025 nt
Organism: Dalotia coriaria
Lineage: Eukaryota; Metazoa; Arthropoda; Insecta; Coleoptera; Staphylinidae
Product: G2/mitotic-specific cyclin-B2-like
Exons: 2
Coding region: 495-1856 (453 amino acids)
Biological process (GO): mitotic cell cycle phase transition; regulation of cyclin-dependent protein serine/threonine kinase activity
Cellular component (GO): cytoplasm; nucleus; cyclin-dependent protein kinase holoenzyme complex
Molecular function (GO): cyclin-dependent protein serine/threonine kinase regulator activity
Source: RefSeq, a predicted model, not a curated record